AUGUCAUUGGAGGAGAUCCAUGAAACUUUGCAAGCAAAUAAUGUGUAUUCCAAAGAUGACUGCUAUAUGGAAUUGUGUUUAGAGGCUUGUAUUGAUAAAGGAUAUUCUUCAGAUGGUACUAGUGAUUGGCCGUCUCAAGAGAAGCUCAAAGUUUUUAUGUCCAAGUCCAAACACCUCUUUGCUAAACUUAAUUAUGCUGAGCAGAUUAAGAAGAAACAGGAAGCUGAAUUAGAGAGGCAAUCUCAGCAAUUGAAUGAGGCGUUGAUGGAAAGGAACUUCAAAAGGAUUACAAGAUCCCAAGCUAAAGAUCAGUGUAUUCACAAUUCUGUCAUUUUAUGUGAUGGAAAAGAAAUUCUGAAAUGCUUGGGAUUAAUUGAUGUUGAUAACGUUGGAUAUAAAGCUAUACAGUAA
This is a messenger RNA of Ilex paraguariensis (yerba mate), 411 nucleotides long. The record is from the annotation of a GenBank genome assembly. NCBI's taxonomy places the organism in Eukaryota, Viridiplantae, Streptophyta, Magnoliopsida, Aquifoliales, Aquifoliaceae.